AGGAGAGGCUUGGAGAGCGCGAGAUGCUAGGGCCCAGGCUGCCCCUAGAGGGCUGGCCCGAAGCGUUGGAGUCCAAAGACGCCUCCCACCGCCGCCGGGUGGCAGAACUGGGGGCAGGCGCGUCCCACCGACCCCGAGGGGUGGCCCCGCCCCAGGGCCGCGGGGAGGCGCCCCCGUGCGGGGCGGAGUUGUCACCGCCCCCUCCCCAAUCCCCGGGGACUGUGGCCCCUUCUUAAGCCCGCGGCGCCUCUAGCUGCCCCUCACUCGUCUCGCCCGCCAGUCUCCCUCCCGCGCGAUGGCCUCGGCGCUGAGCUAUGUCUCCAAGUUCAAGUCCUUCGUGAUCUUGUUCGUCACCCCGCUCCUGCUGCUGCCACUCGUCAUUCUGAUGCCCGCCAAGUUUGUCAGGUGUGCCUACGUCAUCAUCCUCAUGGCCAUUUACUGGUGCACAGAAGUCAUCCCUCUGGCUGUCACCUCUCUCAUGCCUGUCUUGCUUUUCCCACUCUUCCAGAUUCUGGACUCCAGGCAGGUGUGUGUCCAGUACAUGAAGGACACCAACAUGCUGUUCCUGGGCGGCCUCAUUAUGGCCGUGGCUGUGGAGCGCUGGAACCUGCACAAGAGGAUCGCCCUGCGCACGCUCCUCUGGGUGGGGGCCAAGCCUGCACGGCUGAUGCUGGGCUUCAUGGGCGUCACAGCCCUCCUGUCCAUGUGGAUCAGUAACACGGCAACCACGGCCAUGAUGGUGCCCAUCGUGGAGGCCAUAUUGCAGCAGAUGGAAGCCACAAGCGCAGCCACCGAGGCCGGCCUGGAGCUGGUGGACAAGGGCAAGGCCAAGGAGCUGCCAGGGAGUCAAGUGAUUUUUGAAGGCCCCACUCUGGGGCAGCAGGAGGACCAAGAGCGGAAGAGGUUGUGUAAGGCCAUGACCCUGUGCAUCUGCUACGCGGCCAGCAUCGGGGGAACUGCCACCCUGACCGGGACGGGACCCAACGUGGUGCUCCUGGGCCAGAUGAACGAGUUAUUUCCUGACAGCAAGGACCUCGUGAACUUUGCCUCCUGGUUUGCAUUUGCCUUUCCCAACAUGCUGGUGAUGCUGCUGUUCGCCUGGCUGUGGCUCCAGUUUGUUUACAUGAGAUUCAAUUUUAAAAAGUCCUGGGGCUGCGGGCUAGAGAGCAAGAAAAACGAGAAGGCUGCCCUCAAGGUGCUGCAGGAGGAGUACCGGAAGCUGGGGCCCUUGUCCUUCGCGGAGAUCAACGUGCUGAUCUGCUUCUUCCUGCUGGUCAUCCUGUGGUUCUCCCGAGACCCCGGCUUCAUGCCCGGCUGGCUGACUGUCGCCUGGGUGGAGGGUGAGACAAAGUAUGUCUCCGAUGCCACUGUGGCCAUCUUUGUGGCCACGCUGCUAUUCAUUGUGCCUUCACAGAAGCCCAAGUUUAACUUCCGCAGCCAGACUGAGGAAGAAAGGAAAACUCCAUUUUAUCCCCCUCCCCUGCUGGAUUGGAAGGUAACCCAGGAGAAAGUGCCCUGGGGCAUCGUGCUGCUACUAGGGGGCGGAUUUGCUCUGGCUAAAGGAUCCGAGGCCUCGGGGCUGUCCGUGUGGAUGGGGAAGCAGAUGGAGCCCUUGCACGCAGUGCCCCCGGCAGCCAUCACCUUGAUCUUGUCCUUGCUCAUUGCCGUGUUCACUGAGUGCACAAGCAACGUGGCCACCACCACCUUGUUCCUGCCCAUCUUUGCCUCCAUGGUGAAAACAGGAGUCAUAAUGAACAUAAUUGGAGUCUUCUGUGUGUUUUUGGCUGUCAACACCUGGGGACGGGCCAUAUUUGACUUGGAUCAUUUCCCUGACUGGGCUAAUGUGACACAUAUUGAGACUUAGGAAGAGCCACAAGACCACGCACAUAGCCCUUACCCUCCUCAGGACUACCGAACCUUCUGGCACACCUUGUACAGAGUUUUGGGGUUCACACCCCAAAAUGACCCAACGAUGUCCACACACCACCAAAACCCAGCCAAUGGGCCACCUCUUCCUCCAGGCCCGGAUGCAGAGAUGGUCAUGGGCAGCUGGAGGGCAGGCUCAGAAAUGAAGGGAACCCCUCAGUGGGCUGCUGGACCCAUCUUUCCCAAGCCUUGCCAUUAUCUCUGUGAGGGAGGCCAGGUAGCCGAGGGAUCAGGAUGCAGGCUGCUGUACCCCCUCUGCCUCAAGCAUCCCCCACACGGGGCUCUGGUUUUCACUCGCUUCGUCCUAGAUAGUUUAAAUGGGAAUCAGAUCCCCUGGUUGAGAGCUAAGACAACCACCUACCAGUGCCCAUGUCCCUUCCAGCUCACCUUGAGCAGCCUCAGAUCAUCUCUGUCACUCUGGAAGGGACACCCCAGCCAGGGACGGAAUGCCUGGUCUUGAGCAACCUCCCACUGCUGGAGUGAGAGUGGGAAUCAGAGCCUCCUGAAGCCUCUGGGAGCUCCUCCUGUGGCCACCACCAAAGGAUGAGGAAUCUGAGUUGCCAACUUCAGGACGACGCCUGGCUUCCCACCCACAGUGCACCACAGGCCGACCUACUCCCUUCAUCACUUGGUUCUGUUUUAAUCGACUGGCCCCCUGUCCCACCUCUCCAAUGAGCCUCCUUCAACUCCUUGGUCCCCUGUUGUCUGGGUCAACAUUUGCCGAGACGCCCUGGCUGGCAUCCUCUGGGGUCCCCCUUUUCUCCCAGGCAGGUCAUCUUUUCUGGGAGAUGCUUCCCCUGCCAUCCCCAAAUAGCUAGGAUCACACUCCAAGUAUGGGCAGUGAUGGCGCUCUGGGGGCCACAGUGGGCUAUCUAGGUCCUCCCUCACCUGAGGCCCAGAGUGGACACAGCUGUUAAUUUCCACUGGCUAUGCCACUUUGAUGCCAGCGUUUGAGCUCCUCUGGGGAAAAUCUUCCCUUUGUUGACUGGCCUUCACAGCCAUGGCUGGUGACAACAGAGGAUCGUUGAGAAUGAGCAGUGCUUGGUGAUCUCUCAGCAAACAACCCCUGCCCGUGGGCCAAUCUACUUGAAGUUACUCGGACAAGGACCCCAAAGUGGGGCAACAACUCCAGAGUGGCUGUGGGAAUCUUCAGAACCCCUCUGUAAGAGACAGAUAUGAGAGACAAGCAUCUUCUUUCCCCUGCAAGUCUAUUUUAUUUCCUUCUUGUGCUGCUCUGGAAGAGAGGCAGUAGCAAAGAGAUGAGCUCCUAGAUGGCAUUUUCCAGGGCAGGAGAAAGUAUGAGAGCCUCAGGAAACCCCAUCAAGGACCGAGUAUGUGUGUGGUUCCUUGGGUGGGACGAUUCCUGACCACACUGUCCAGCUCUUGCUCUCAUUAAAUGCUCUGUCUCCUGUGGAAAGCUC
Gorilla gorilla gorilla (western lowland gorilla) is the source of this 3347-nucleotide messenger RNA. RefSeq names its product solute carrier family 13 member 5 (gene SLC13A5). Gene Ontology annotation, biological process: fumarate transport; succinate transport; transmembrane transport. The transcript has 11 exons. Gene Ontology annotation, cellular component: plasma membrane. Lineage: Eukaryota; Metazoa; Chordata; Mammalia; Primates; Hominidae. Bases 296 to 1864 code for a protein of 522 amino acids. The record is from RefSeq and is a predicted model, not a curated record. Gene Ontology annotation, molecular function: sodium:dicarboxylate symporter activity; citrate transmembrane transporter activity; succinate transmembrane transporter activity.